AUGAGCAUAAAUCUUGCAAGUAAUCCAAUUUGUGAAGGAGGAGGAACAGGAAGAUAUUGUGCAACUAGAAAGACCAAUAUAGCAAGUCGUUUACCAUCAAAUAGUUGUAUUAAUCCUAUAGGACAUGGGACAUGGGAUGCAAGCUACUCCCUGUUUCAACCAUGCAUUUAUGGCCCUAAGAAAACUAAUGUUGUUGUUGGUUCUGAUGGACUUUCCUCAAUUGACAAUGAAAUUACCUGAUCGGCAUGAAGAGUCUGUGAUUAAACGUACCACACUUGUGGCCAACACUUGUAACAUGCCUGUUGCUGCUCAUGAGGCUUCAAUUUAUACAGGAAUUACCAUAGCCAAAUACUUCAGAGACAUGGGGUACAAUGUGAGUAUGAUGGUAGAUUCUACCACUCAUUGGGCAGAAGCAUUGCAUAAAAUUUCUGGUCGAUUGUAUUAAUAGGUCACCUCUUCAAAAUAAGCUCAGGCCUUGAAGUAAAUGAAAUUCUAGAGGCGAAUAACAUUAACAAGGUCACCUAUUCAAAAUAAGCUCAAUACGGAAGAUUAUUCUGAAUUCUGGCUUCAUCAUCCAAAGAGAAGCUACA
This is a messenger RNA of Lactuca virosa, 590 nucleotides long. Lineage: Eukaryota; Viridiplantae; Streptophyta; Magnoliopsida; Asterales; Asteraceae. The record is from the annotation of a GenBank genome assembly.